GGACUCAAUGUGGAGACAAUACCGACAACCAGCCGAGCGCUUUUCCCACGUUUUCUCUCCGGAGCGACGCGUUUGGAUUAAACUCGAGCUCAUCUUCGAUCCCCGAUCAGGAAACAACCAGCGCGAGCUCAUGUUCGAUCCCCGAUCAGGAAACAACCAGCGCGAGCUUUAUUCUUUAUUCUGGAGCUUCUUCUUCCUCCGCAGCUUGGGGCGGACGGAAUCUCUGCUUACCCGGCUUUGACUCCUCUUCCCCGGAUAGAACAACGAGCUGUGGGCCGAAGCAGACAGGAAGCCACCUUGUGAGGACACCAUGUGUCCCCCCCGCGGCCUCCGGCUGCUGCCCUCCUGCAUCCUGCUGGUUCUGCUGGUUCUGCUGGUCCAGUUUCCUCAGACUGGGUCCAGACCGGCCACAGAGGACACGGACACAGCCGACGCGGUGAAGUCCUCUGAAGACGAAGAGGACGACGAGUCUUCCUCGGAGGAAAAUAAACUGUCCAACGAGCUGUCGACGAGCAACGAGAAGCUCCAAACGGCGGCACCGCCGCAGUGGGUGAUGCCGGAGAAGAUGGAGAAGCAGCUCCACGCCGUUCCCGCCAGCAGGACCGUGAGGUUUCGCUGCCAGGCGACAGGAAACCCCGUUCCCUCCCUGCGCUGGUUCAAGAACGGAAAGGUGUGCAGGAAGGACCAACGAAUCGGAGGCUUCAAGAUCAGAGACAACAUGUGGACUCUGAUAAUGGAGUCUGUGGUCCCGUCAGACAAAGGGAACUACACCUGUGUGGUGGAGAACGAAUACGGGAGCCUCGAGCACACCUUCCGGCUGGACGUCGUUGAGCGUUCACCUCACAGGCCAAUCCUGCAGGCCGGUCUGCCGGCCAACCAAACGGCAGUCGUUGGUCGCAACGUGGAGUUCGUGUGUCGAGUGUUCAGCGACCCGCAGCCUCACAUCCAGUGGCUCAAACACAUCUCUGUCAACGGCAGCCGAGAGGCUCCGGACGGACACCCGUACGUCCUGGUCCUCAAGACGGCGAGUCUGAACACAACAGAUAAAGAGAUGGAGGUUCUGAAUCUGAAGAACGUGAGUCUGGGGGAUUCGGGCGAGUACACCUGUCUGGCAGGAAACUCCAUCGGCGUCUCUCACCACUCGGCGUGGCUCACCGUGGUGGACGACCCGCCUCCCGCACCGCUGCCCUCUCAGACGUACCUGGAGAUCUUCAUCUAUUGCCUGGGCUUCUUCAUCAUCAUCACCCUCACGGCCACAGCCGUCAUCGGCCGACUCUGCUGCGCCCCGAAGAAGAGCGACUUCAGCAGCCAGUUAGCCGUCCAGAAGCUCGCCAAGAGCCUCCCACUGAGGAGACAGGUCUCGGUCGAGUCCUCGUCCUCCCUCCACUCAGGGAUGUGUUUGAUGCGUCAGUCUCGUCUCUCCAGCGGCGCCACCACCAUCCUGAUGGGCGUGUCGGAGUACGAACUCCCCUACGAUCCCGUCUGGGAGCUCCCUCGUGACAGGCUGACGCUGGGGAAGCCUCUGGGUGAAGGCUGUUUCGGUCAGGUGGUUCUGGCCGAAGCCGCCGGGGUCGACAGAAAUAAACCGACGCGCCUCUCGAAGGUGGCUGUGAAGAUGCUGAAAGCGGACGCCACGGAGAAGGACCUGUCCGACCUGAUCUCCGAGAUGGAGAUGAUGAAGAUGAUGGGCAAACACAAGAACAUCAUCAACCUGCUGGGAGCGUGCACUCAGGGCGGCCCCCUGUACGUGGUGGUGGAGUACGCCUCGCAGGGCAACCUGAGGGAGUUCCUCCGCACUCGCAGACCGGUCGGGUUGGAGUACUGGAGCGGGCCGAGGCAGGCGUCUCUGGGAAGUCUGGAGAUCAGGGAGCUGGUGUCGGCUGCGUACCAGGUGGCCCGAGGGAUGGCCUACCUCUCCUCCAAGAAGUGUAUCCACAGAGACCUGGCAGCCAGGAACGUGUUGGUCACAGAAGACGACGUGAUGAAGAUCGCCGACUUCGGUCUCGCCAGAGACGUCCACCACAUCGACUACUACAAGAAGACCACCAACGGUCGUCUGCCGGUGAAGUGGAUGGCACCAGAAGCUUUAUUUGACCGCGUCUACACGCAUCAAAGCGACGUGUGGUCGUUCGGAGUCCUGCUGUGGGAGAUCUUCACCCUGGGGGGGUCUCCGUACCCCGGGGUCCCCGUGGAGGAGCUCUUCAAGCUGCUGAAGGAGGGCCACCGCAUGGAGAAGCCCUCGGCCUGCACUCAGGAGCUCUACCUGAUGAUGAGAGACUGCUGGCACGCCGUCCCGUCUCGCAGACCCACGUUCUCGCAGCUCGUGGAGGACUUGGACCGCACGCUUUCUCUGAUGGCGAACCAGGAGUACCUGGACCUGGCCCUUCCUCUGGUCCAGUAUUCUACGGUCUCGGCUCAUUCCUGUUCCUCCACAUAGGCGUCCCGGGACCCUUUUUCCUCCUUUCUUUCUCCUUCCUGGAUCCCCUUCAUCCCGGAGGAGACUCUGACUAAGUCCAUCAGGCUGAUGUGAGGACCAGCUGGACCGAGCCGGACUCCCCUGGAAGGCCUCAGGAAGCAGCAGCAGCUCCUCCGUAAAGACUUGAGUUCCCCUGAGAGACUGAGAGCUGCUGCUGGGCAUCAGAGCUCUGGUUCUGUUCAUAAUAAUAAUAAUAAUAAUAAUAAUAAUAACCAUGUCCUCAGUGUGAAUAGUGUAAAUAAUAGUUUGUGUUAUGUGGGAGACCAACUAGAUUUAAAGGAGAAAUACGGAAAGAAAAGGAAAUAUAGGGAGAAUGAAUCAAACGCACAACAAAAUGUUCAAAUAAAUGUGUAAUAAAAUUAAUUUGUCCGCCAUCCGCCCCCCCAAAAAUCCCUCCGAAGACAAAUCAUUACUCGUUUAUAGAUUUAUCUCUUUGUGCUUUUGUAUUCAUUUAUUUAUUUUUGCACCAAUAUUUCAUGUGUUUCUCUGGGUUAAAGUCGCGUUGCCAAAGAUGAUGCACACUUUCAACAUUGCACUUAUCCUCCCGCUGAUUUACAGAAAAUGCUGCUUGUUGAAUGUGUAACAAUAACUGAUUAACAGUAUUAAAAAAAUAUUUUUUUGGGAAUUUU
Molecule: messenger RNA, 3105 nt
Organism: Cyclopterus lumpus (lumpfish)
Lineage: Eukaryota; Metazoa; Chordata; Actinopteri; Perciformes; Cyclopteridae
Gene: fgfr1b
Product: fibroblast growth factor receptor 1b
Exons: 17
Coding region: 311-2437 (708 amino acids)
Biological process (GO): fibroblast growth factor receptor signaling pathway; positive regulation of cell population proliferation; multicellular organism development
Cellular component (GO): signaling receptor complex; membrane
Molecular function (GO): fibroblast growth factor receptor activity; fibroblast growth factor binding; ATP binding
Source: RefSeq, a predicted model, not a curated record